Molecule: messenger RNA, 3972 nt
Organism: Amyelois transitella
Lineage: Eukaryota; Metazoa; Arthropoda; Insecta; Lepidoptera; Pyralidae
Product: angiomotin-like protein 2
Exons: 18
Coding region: 245-2923 (892 amino acids)
Biological process (GO): actin cytoskeleton organization; regulation of cell migration
Cellular component (GO): plasma membrane; bicellular tight junction; cytoplasmic vesicle
Source: RefSeq, a predicted model, not a curated record
ACGAUUUAAAAAGCCGAUUUGACAUUUUUUAUUAUUAUCUGUGUUCUUAGAGUGUUCUUUCAUCAAUAAAUUGACUUGGAUUUACUUAAAACUUACAAAAAUUUUGAUUUUCUCUUUUCCGAUUAUUGUUAUUCCUAAUUAGCUAUGUUCCAUGCAUAACUUAUAGGAGUGGAAAUGCAAGAGAGGUGAGGUUUUGAUGGGAUGAAAUGAUUUGGUGUUAAAAAAGGUGUAGGUCAUUGCAAGCAUGGGUUCAAUGCGUCCCACGGGACGAUUUCUCUUCUCGGCCAAUAUUCAGAGAACACAGAAACAGGCUGUUCCAAGUGGAUUCCCUCAAAGCCUCUCUGGCAGUGAGACAGAUGUGUCCACUUCCAACGAGAAUCUCUCCCGAGAAGAGAGAUAUGUUGUGCGCCAUACGGCCCGGGUGGAGCCUCAAGGACAGGAAAAUCAGACUCCAAGUAACACCAAUAAUAAUAAUAACAGGAAUUCUUUAAAGGACACUGUCCCAAGCAGCAACCGGAACUCUCUCAAAGACUCCAUUGGUGGCGGCAACAGCAACAGGAGUUCUCUGGAUGUCUCCUCUUCAUCCUACAACACACUUAUCAUACACAACCAGGAUGAUUCCUGGCCUCCACGACCUACACCUAUACGAGAACACGAACGAACAGGUAGUGAAGUGAAGCACACAAACACUCAGUCUUCACCGUAUCACACAUUAAAAAAGAAUGAAGUGGGCAAGAAACCUAGCGGUAUACCGUUACCGAAGGCGCAUAAAGAGCAGCCGGUGCCUACAACUGCUAAUUAUAUUGACAUUGGCGGUCAGAGGAUCUACACUAGUCCCCCAGACCAUGGAGUUCAGGAAAUUACCGAAAUUCCCGAUGACUUCCUUAACCAAUCGUCAGUUUUAAAACACCUUGCUAAAGAAGUGGCUCAGUCGCCGUCCCCUCGCGGCCGCACACCCCCUCCCUCGCCCCGGUCCUCUCAGCCCGAAAGGAAGAUCAAGGUAAAGGGCUCCAAGGCUAAACUCAGCAAAGAGAAGUUGAAUUUAUCAAGGUCACAACCGGAUUUGACGAGUGUGGGUGUGAGAGCAGUGCCCGGGGGGUCGGAGUCGAGCGGGUGGUGCAGCGGCGGGGAGGGCUCCGAGGAGCCGGACGACGCGUUCGCGGCCGUGCUGGACAGCCUCGCCGCGGAGAACCACCAGCUCAAGCGGCAGCUCGAGAACGCCUGCGAGACCGUCGCCAGGACCACCAAGCUGGAAGAGGAGGUGGAGAAGGUGCGGUCAGCUCACGAGGAACUGGUGCGGUCGUGCGAGCGGCGCGAGCGGCUGGAGCGCGCGGCGCGGCUGCGGCUGCAGGCGGACUGUCGCCGGCUGCAGGACCUCAACCGCGCGCUCAAGCACCAGGUGGAGCUGCUGUCGCAAGGCGUCCGCUCGGAGGCCGACCCGAGCUCGGAGGCGCUGCGGAAAGAACUGCAGAACAGGGAGAUGCUCAUCGCCCAGCUCAUUACACAGAACAAAGAACUGGCGUGCGCGAAAGAGAGGCAAGAAAUCGAGAUGGCCGCUCAACGCGCCACGCUACAAGAGCAACGCACACACAUCGACAUACUGGACACGGCGCUCACUAACGCGCAGGCCAACGUCGUCAGACUCGAAGAAGAGUGUCGUCACGCGGGCGGCUACGUGGAGCGCGUCAUGGGCCUCCAGCGGGCGCUGGCGGCGCUGCAGCAAGCCUCCGACCGCCGCGAGCACACCGAGCGGAAGCUGAGGGCGCAGCUUGAGAAGGAACUGCACACUCUCAGAAAACGCGAAUGCAACUGCGGCUCCCCGGGCAGCAGCACGCCCGGCGGCGAGCCCGAGCUGCGCCGCCAGCUACGCGAGCGCGACGAGCGGCUGCUGGCGCUCGAGGGCGAGUGCGCCAAGUGGGAGCAGCGCUUCCUGGAGGAGGCGGCGCUGCGCCAGGCCGCCGUCUCCGCCGCCAGCAUCCCCAAAGAUGCAAAGAUUGCAGCUCUCGAGAAAACUUCAGCGGAAUCCGAGAGACUAAUGGCGGAGGCUCGCAACGAGAAAAUACGGCAUAUGGAUGAACUACACUCCGCGCAGAAAAAGGCCGCUGAUCUGGAGGGCAGGGUAAAAGAGCUAGAGUCUAAGGUGGCGGAACGGGACGCCAUGAUCAAAGUUCUGCAGAAGCACACUAGCGCCGCCUACGACAGCGGGGCUUCACUGAGAAACAACUCGAGUCGGGAGGAGCUAGUGGGCCUGUCGUCGGGUGCUUCGUUCUCGUCGGCAGAGGGCGUGGGCGGCAGCGUGGCCAACCGCUACCGCCACCUCGCGCGCAGGAACUACUCGCCGCACAACGACAACUCCAGCGGUUGCGGAUUCGACAGUACCUCUCUUCGCCUGGAAUCAGAACUGGCCGCCCUGGAGUCGCGCCUGGAGCGGCCGCCCGUGCCCGCCCGCGGUCUAUGCUGUUUCCCUGGUCUGGGCACGGUAGGCGCCCGAGGCGGCGGGGGGCGCGGGGAGGAGGCGCUACUGCUGGAGCGUCAGGGCCGCGCCUCGCAACAAACUCGGUCGUCGAGUCUGCCGCCGCCGCCGUCGGCGCUGCCUCGGCCGCCGAGGAAACCCUCUGCGAGGAACACCAGAUACGAUCGGUUAGAACAUAGGGAUGCUCGAAAGAACUCCGACGGCUCAGGGUCCAUAGCGUCAACAGCUUCGCGUAGCUCACCGCUGCCUUACGACACGGUCCGGAAAUUGCCCUCCGUCCCUACCUCCGCGUCCCUUCCCGCGGCUGAAUCCCGGGAGUCUCUCGUGAGACCUCGGGAUUCUAGUCUACCUUCACCAUCAAAGCUGGCGGUCUACGCGGCAGCGAGGCGCCGAUCAGCCGAAUCUGCAAAGGACAGCAAGAGAACGCACCAUUAUAGAAUCCAGUUUUAGUAAGAUUAUUGGGCAUAGAUUAAUGGUGUAGUAUCUACCUACUAGUCACAACAACGUCAACCCGUGUAAAUUGUGUGUUAAAACUGUUUGUUUUGUUAAAUUUGUAAAAUCAUUGCGCAACUGGCCUUUUUUUGGCCGAAGUAACUGAAUUGGUAAUAAGACAACACUAAUAAAUAAUACAUAUUUACCUAUUCAAAACGAAAGUGGUUGUGAAAUCUGUUUUCGGCUGUUCGUAUACUUAACUUUAAUCGCUAUACAAAAAUUACUUGGAAAAUAAUACUAGGAUUUUAACAAUAUCUUGUACUAACCAUGCUACGCCUUUAAAAAUCUUUAAGAAUACAUAUGAUUGUAGGUACCUAUUGUUCAUUUUAUGUUAUUGGUAUAGAUCAUAACUUGGCUAUUUUGAUAUAUAGCUAUGCACUCGUAAGAAAAUCUAAUGGCUUUGCUAUCUUUCUGUACAAGUGUGUUGCCUUUGAGGGAAAGAUGAUUUUUAUUUUAUUUUAUUCCGUCCAUUUCAUUUUUCUUCUGAGUGAUAGGGAAUGAUAGGAUACAAAUAUUAAUACAAAUCUACAUAUUAAAUUAACAUAAUAAUUCAGAAAAUAAUAACAUUCAGAAAACACCAACACCUUCCUGCAGAUUCAGAUGCUCGUCUUUUUUUACGUAAGAACUGUAUUCGUUAUAUUUUUUUAGUACUAUUAGUAUUCACACGAUGACAUAUUAUGACAGAGAUUUGUAACACCUAAUUCAUCAUUUUAAUACCAAGGCAAUGUUUAAUUUUGCUUGUGAGUUAAACAAGCCAUUUUCAUAUUAUGUUUUAUUGUUUUUACAAGUAAUGAAGUAAGCGAUUUAUUGCACUGUGUUGCGAUUUAAAUGUGUUUGUGUGUCCAUCGAUGGUGUUCAUAGUGAAUGAAAAUUAUUUACACGAAAUAAUUCACGUGCUAGGUGCUAAGUUGUAUAGGAAAUAUGCAGAAAUUUUUGGUCAAUAUUUUGUAGGUACAUUAUCAGUUUUGUUUCAAAAUUAGAUUUUUGUAAAAGUUACAUAAAAACGU